CCGGAGAGUGAGAGAGCGAUCUUCGCCUGCUUUCACCGAUCCCGAUCCCGAUCUCAAUCAUUCUUUCCUGCGCGGCUCUACUGUAGAGCUGGAUGCUGCGAUCGCGAUUCUCGUUUUUGGCGACGCCAUCGCGAUCCCUAUAUGAUGCACAUUCUUUCACGUCUGGUCGGCAGUCGCAAUGUCAGAAGAAGUUGACAAAGGUGAUCUGUCCUGACAAAUGGAAAGAUGGAGCAUCGAAUACAACAGAAAGCGGUGGAAGGAAGGUGAAUGAGAACAAGCUGCUGAGCAAGAAGCACAGGUGGCAGCCUUACUCCACAAAGUGCAAGAUCUGCAAACAGCAGCUUCAUCAAGACGCUGCCUACUGCCAAACCUGUGCCUACAAAAAAGGCAUUUGUGCAAUGUGCGGGAAGCAGGUGCUGGACACGUCCAUGUACAAGCAAAGCGCAGUCUAAGGGGGGAAAAGAGAGGGUGGGGGUGUCGCUUCUGACGUGAGGCGAUCGAACAAACACUUCUGAUGUCUCUCUCGGACAUGAGGCGAACGGACAGACAUUUCUGGUGGCAAAGUAUCGAGACAGCUAGCUGGUCCAGGAGGUGCAGAUUAUCUAUCUACGGCUAGCGGAGCACUUGCAAAGUAUCUGCGGCUAGCUCAACCCCAUGUGGAUUGGAUUACACUACCUGUUGAUCGACCAAACCCCCAACCCAACCAGCCUCAGACAGGUGGCAGUAAAGUAUGGGCCUCCAUAACAGCUGGAUGUGUAGGAACGACGAUAACCAGAAAUAGCUCCUCCUGACGUCAGCGACGACAGGUGGUAUUUGCUGCGACGUGGAGCGGUAUGCAGCGGUCUGCAGCAUCUUGUUCGAGCUCAGAAAUAGCUCCUCCGGACGUCAGUGCGGCAGUCAGCGAUACGGUAUAUUCGCGAAGCUAUUCCUUUUCUGGACCAUGUUGCUGAAACAAGCUCAACUUUCUACAAGCCCAGCAUGACGCUUUGUGGAAAAGCUAUGGUGGAGAAGUGUGUGGUGGUGGUAGAGACGGUGUGAUGAUGUGAUGGGCAUAUGAUGUUUUGUCAGUGAUGUAAAUGGCUGGCUGUCUUGUUGAAUGGACAGACAGAUGGCUAGACUUAGGAAGGGAGGGAGGGGGAGAGGUAGAGAGGGAGGGAGGGKGGGAGAGAUGGGUGGACGGAAAGAGGAAGCGAGGGUCAAUGUACAUAGCUGGGUUCUUGACCAGGUUGAUUGGUCAGCGUAUCUGUCAACAAAGAGCUUCACGAACUUUCGGUGAGUCACAAGCGAGAGGUUCACGGAGUUUGGCGAAUAUGAUGCAUCUGCCCGAGUUCUGCUUUGAGUAACAAUACGAUGAGGAGGCGGAGGCGGAAACCAAGACAAGGAGUGGAGGCGGAGGGGGUCUGAGACGGAUGAUCUACUCAUGGUACGCAGAGAAAGAAUUUUUGGACUUUUGUGAAGUUUUAUCUUCUUUCUUGGUCUUUUUUUUUUUGUCGAUAAGCAAAUAACUUUCUGCAUGCGAGCGGCCUUGCAAAAAGCUAUUUUUGGCGGAUAAAGAAUCGAUCAAUUGAAUCUUUUGUAUGAAGGAAACAGAUGGAUGGAUUUAAUAAAUGACGGAGCGAUGAGUCAUCAUCGCACAGGUAUGCUGAACCAACGAGGGAUUUAAUAAUUCGUGCACGGAAGGAUCAUGCAGGUUUUGGGUACCACCAUAAAAGCUGUAUAUAUGGUUACUUAAUAGUAUGAUAAUACAUAAUACAUAUAUCUAGGAGACUAGGUCUUCCAUGUGUGUUCAUCCACCUCAUCCUUUCAAUGCAUGUCCUCUCUGAGUUGAGGGCAGAGUGAUUCCUGAG
Chara braunii is the source of this 1847-nucleotide messenger RNA. Lineage: Eukaryota; Viridiplantae; Streptophyta; Charophyceae; Charales; Characeae. The record is from the annotation of a GenBank genome assembly.